AGUCUUACCAGUCCCAGCAGUAGCAGCACCAGUCUUACCAGUCCCAGCAGUGUCAGCACCAGUCUUACCAGUCCCAGCAGUGUCAGCACCAGUCUUACCAGUUCCAGCAGUGUCAGCACUAGUGUUACCAGUCCCAGCAGUAGCAGCACUAGUCCCAGCAGUGUCAGCACCAGUCCCAGCAGUGUCAGCACCAGUCUUACCAGUCCCAGCAGUGUCAGCACCAGUCUUACCAGUCCCAGCAGUAGCAGCACCAGUCUUACCAGUCCCAGCAGUAGCAGCACCAGUCUUACCAGUCCCAGCAGUGUCACACCAGUCACCAGUCCCAGCAGUGUCAGCACCAGUCUUACCAGUCCCAGCAGUGUCAGCACCAGUCUUACCAGUUCCAGCAGUGUCAGCACUAGUGUUACCAGUCCCAGCAGUAGCAGCACCAGUCCCAGCAGUGUCAGCACCGGUCCCAGCAGUGUCAGCAUCAGUCUUACCAGUCCCAGCAGUGUCAGCACCAGUCUUACCAGUCCCAGCAGUAGCAGCACCAGUCUUACCAGUCCCAGCAGUGUCAGCACCAGUCUUACCAGUCCCAGCAGUGUCAGCACCAGUCUUACCAGUUCCAGCAGUGUCAGCACUAGUGUUACCAGUCCCAGCAGUAGCAGCACUAGUCCCAGCAGUGUCAGCACCAGUCCCAGCAGUGUCAGCAUCAGUCUUACCAGUCCCAGCAGUGUCAGCACCAGUCUUACCAGUUCCAGCAGUGUCAGCACCAGUCUUACCAGUCCCAGCAGUGUCAGCACCAGUCUUACCAGUCCCAGCAGUGUCAGCACCAGUCUUACCAGUCCCAGCAGUGUCAGCACCAGUCUUACCAGUUCCAGCAGUGUCAGCACUAGUGUUACCAGUCCCAGCAGUAGCAGCACCAGUCCCAGCAGUGUCAGCACCAGUCCCAGCAGUGUCAGCAUCAGUCUUACCAGUCCCAGCAGUGUCAGCACCAGUCUUACCAGUCCCAGCAGUAGCAGCACCAGUCUUACCAGUCCCAGCAGUGUCAGCACCAGUCUUACCAGUCCCAGCAGUAGCAGCACCAGUCUUACCAGUCCCAGCAGUGUCACCACCAGUCUUACCAGUUCCAGCAGUGUCAGCACUAGUGUUACCAGUCCCAGCAGUAGCAGCACUAGUCCCAGCAGUGUCAGCACCAGUCCCAGC
This is a messenger RNA of Acipenser ruthenus (sterlet), 1185 nucleotides long. RefSeq lists its product as uncharacterized. The record is from RefSeq and is a predicted model, not a curated record. NCBI's taxonomy places the organism in Eukaryota, Metazoa, Chordata, Actinopteri, Acipenseriformes, Acipenseridae. The annotation marks the transcript as partial. The transcript has 2 exons.